Messenger RNA from Salvia splendens (bonfire salvia), 1319 nucleotides. Its product is annotated as probable receptor-like protein kinase At1g33260. Gene Ontology annotation, biological process: protein phosphorylation. Gene Ontology annotation, molecular function: protein kinase activity; ATP binding. The record is from RefSeq and is a predicted model, not a curated record. Gene Ontology annotation, cellular component: plasma membrane. Bases 182 to 1204 code for a protein of 340 amino acids. The transcript has a single exon. Lineage: Eukaryota; Viridiplantae; Streptophyta; Magnoliopsida; Lamiales; Lamiaceae.
GUUGCAUAAUGAUUGAUAAUAAAAAAAUUGAACUAAAACAUAUACAUAAAAUUGAAAUUAAAGAACAUACUCCUAUAAUAAUAAAAAAAAUAUGAGGAAUAUGAAGUGAACUAGUCAAUUUCAGCCCCUGCUUCCACCUUUAUAACAACCACCUCAUUGAUGAAUUCGCGAUCUAUCAUCCAUGGGGCUCGUCAAAUUCCUCAAACGCAAACUCACCAAGUGCCGAUCAAAGGCCGCCGUCUCCGUUGAUAAAUCCCCAAAACACAGUAAUUCCGACGGCGGUGGCCUCCGCUUGUCAUAUGAGGAGAUACAGAAACUGACGAAGGAUUUCGCCACUGUCAUCGGCUACGGCGGCUUCAGCACAGUAUACCUCGCCCAAUUCCGCCACUCUGCCGCCGCCGUCAAGCUCUACUGCAGCAGCGGCAGCAGCCAGCGCGUGUACGACGCCUUCAACCAGGAGCUCCAAAUCCUGCUCCACAUCUGCCACCCAAACAUCGUGAAGCUCCUCGGCUACACAGAAGAUCAAGGCGCCCUGAUAAUGGAGUUCGUCCCCAACGGCACCCUGCACCACAAGCUCCAUCACGCCCCCCACGCUCCUCCACUCCCGUGGAAUCAACGCGCCGCUGUCGCCUUCCAGCUCGCCUCCGCCAUCGCCUACCUCCACGACACCUGCGCCCCUCACAUCGUCCACGCCGACGUUAAACCUUCGAACGUCCUUCUCGACGGCGAUCUCAAUUGCAAGCUCUGCGAUUUCGGAUCGGCGAGGGUCGGAUUCUCCUCCGCCGUGGCCGCGUCGGGGAAGCGGAGAUCGGCGGCGACGAUGAUCACGGGAUCGCCGGGGUACACCGAUCCGCUGUAUCUCAGAACGGGAUUGGUUUCGAAGAAGAACGAUGUGUACAGCUUCGGAGUUGUUGUUUUGGAAUUGAUUACUGGAAUUGAGGCGUUCAGCCCCGCCACCGGAGAGAGGCUAGCGGCGAGGGCGCCGGCGCUGCUGAUGGACGCGGCGGAGAUGGUGGACCCGCGGCUGGUGCGAGGAGAGGUUGAUUUGGGAGAAGUUAGAGCGAUGGCGGAGCUUGCGGCGAAGUGCAUUUCUGAGACGCCUGGAAUUAGGCCUUCUGCUUCUGAGAUUUUGACGAUGAUGAGGGAAGCCAUUCCGUCUUUGGCAUUCAUGUUUGAGAAGAAAGUUGCAGAGAUACGUACAUAAUAUUUCUUUAAUAUUUCUUUGGCAUUAGGAUACCAUUUUUCCAUCGUUGAAAUUUAUUUAUUGUUUUUAAUUUUGAACAGAUGUUUAUUUGAAUCGAAAAAAAGAUACUACUCCU